Molecule: messenger RNA, 2793 nt
Organism: Myotis lucifugus (little brown bat)
Lineage: Eukaryota; Metazoa; Chordata; Mammalia; Chiroptera; Vespertilionidae
Gene: CTIF
Product: cap binding complex dependent translation initiation factor
Exons: 13
Coding region: 215-2065 (616 amino acids)
Biological process (GO): regulation of translational initiation
Cellular component (GO): cytosol
Molecular function (GO): translation activator activity; RNA binding; protein binding
Source: RefSeq, a predicted model, not a curated record
CCCUUUUGUUUUGAAGCCGCAUUGGCUGCAGCCCGCAGUUGGUGGAGUGGCGGCCGAACUUGCAGCUGUUCUGACCGUGCUCCGCCGAGGUAGGAGCGCGGCGCCCACAGCCGCUCUCGCCGGAGGCUGCUGCCCUCGCGGCCGCAGGGGGACCCGGCGAGAGUCUCCACGCCGCCCCUCCCUCCGCCGCCCUGACCCAGCCCGAGCUGGAGGGAUGGAGAACUCCUCCGCAGCAUCUGCCUCCUCUGAGGCUGGGAGCAGCCGCUCCCAGGAGAUCGAGGAGCUCGAGCGGUUCAUCGACAGCUACGUGCUCGAGUACCAGGUGCAGGGGCUGCUGGCAGACAAGACGGAAGGUGAUGGUGAGAGCGAGAAAACGCAGUCCCACAUCUCCCAGGAGGAAGCACUCAAUGGUGGACCACCCAUGAAAGUCUUAACAGAAGAAUGGACAGCGGACUGCAGCCGGCAGCUGGACAACAGCUGUCCCUUCUCCCGAGGGCGAGGCCCCCCGCAGCAGAACGGCAGCAAAGAUAACUCUCUGGACAUGCUGGGCACAGACAUCUGGGCCGCCAACACCUUCGACUCCUUCAGUGGUGCCACCUGGGACCUGCAGCCUGAAAAGCUGGACUUCACCCAGUUCCACCGGAGGCUCCGACACACGCCCAAGCAGCCCCUGGCACACAUCGACCGUGAAGGGUGUGGAAAAGGGAAGCUGGAAGAUGGGGAUGGGAUCAACCUGAAUGACAUCGAGAAGGUCCUCCCAGCCUGGCAGGGCUACCACCCGAUGCCCCAUGAAGUGGAGAUUGCGCACACGAAGAAGCUGUUCCGGAGGAGAAGGAAUGACCGAAGACGGCAGCAGAGACCUCCAGGAGGGAGCAAGCCCCAGCAGCACGGCGACCACCAGCCAGGCAGUGCCAAACACAACAGGGACCAUCAGAAGUCCUACCAGGGGGGCUCGGCGCCCCACCCCUCAGGGAGGCCCACCCAUCACGGCUACAGCCAGAACCGGCGCUGGCACCAUGGCAACAUGAAGCACCCACCCGGCGACAAGGGAGAGGCAGGCACCCACCGCAAUGCUAAAGAGACCGUGACCGUGGGCAGCCCCAAGCUCGAGGACGCCCUGGGGGACACCGGGCACAGCGGCCUCGAGCCCCCCUGCAGCCCCGAUGGCCCGGCCCCAGCGGCUUCUGAGAGGCUGCCCCCGCAGCAGCCGGGAGCCCCGGAGGCCGAGGCAAAGCGUAAAGACAGUGUUACCCCCGAGCGCCUCGGGGAGCGGCCCAGAAUUACCCUGCUCCAGUCUUCCAAAGACAGGCUGCGGCGGAGGCUGAAGGAAAAGGGACCGGACGAGGUGGCCGUGGAGCCCCCCACCCCGCAGCAGAACAAGAUGGACAAGCUGAUUGAGAUCCUGAACAGCAUGCGCAACAACAGCAGCGACGUGGACGCCAAGCUCAGCACCUUCAUGGAGGAGGCGCAGAACUCGACCAACUCGGAGGAGAUGCUGGGCGAGAUCGUGCGCACCAUCUACCAGAAGGCCGUGUCCGACCGCAGCUUCGCCUUCACGGCCGCCAAGCUCUGCGACAAGAUGGCGCUCUUCAUGGUGGAGGGGACCAAGUUCCGCAGCCUGCUGCUCAACAUGCUCCAGAAGGACUUCACGGUGCGGGAGGCGCUGCAGCAGCAGGAUGUGGAGCGCUGGCUGGGCUUCAUCACCUUCCUGUGCGAGGUGUUCGGCACCAUGCGCAGCAGCACGGGCGAGCCCUUCCGCGUGCUGGUCUGCCCCAUCUACACCUGCCUCCGGGAGCUCCUGCAGUCCCAGGACGUGAAGGAAGACGCCGUGCUGUGCUGCUCCAUGGAGCUGCAGAGCACGGGCCGGCUGCUGGAGGAGCAGCUGCCCGAGAUGAUGACCGAGCUCCUGGCCAGUGCCCGAGACAAGAUGCUGUGCCCCUCGGAGUCGAUGCUGACCCGGUCGCUGCUCCUGGAGGUCAUCGAGCUCCACGCCAACAGCUGGAACCCCCUGACGCCCCCCAUCACGCAGUACUACAACAGAACCAUCCAGAAACUGACAGCCUGACAGCCAGGGGCCUGGCGGGCGGCCCGCAGGCAGCUGGGCCCCGGUGCGCGGGCCAGAUGGACAGGCAGGCGGACAGGGGUGGCCCUGGAGAAAGAAACAAACGGGAGGAAGGCAGGCAGAGCCGGAGGCCCGUCCGGAGCCUGGCGGGAAGGGAUCGAAUCCCAGGAUGCCCCCCAUCCGAGCCCCAGCCCCAGCGUGCGGCCGCGGCACGGUCAGGGGAGCAUGUUGCUUUUUCACGGUGGCCCGGCCCUCCCCCUUCACUCCUGCUCCUCCGGCCCCUCCCAGCAAGGAGCCGGCAGGCCUUUGUGCAGGGGUUUCAUCCCCCGACUCCUCCUCCCGCGGGCAGCCGGCGCACCAGGGCACCGCGUGGGUCGGAAAGGACCUCAGAGGCUGGAAAGUGGGUCGGAGAGGCGUGCAUUGUUCCCGCAUGCUGUCAGCCGCAGUCGCCAACUGGCAGCAGGCGACGUGUAGCAGAUGUCCGGGAGGACAAAGGCAGGCACGGUCCCCACCAGCCGCCCGGCAUGGACGGCCUUUGUCCACAGGGUUGAGCUGGGGACAGAGGCAUCCCUUCUCUUCCAACCUUCGCGCUCGCCCCCGCCCCCCCCCAACUUCCAAGUCAUUCUCCCAGACCCCACGCCUGGGGCCUGGGCUGGGAGCAGGCGGGGAGCUGGGGAUUGUAGCUCUCCUUGCGCUCUUUCGUUUCAUUGUGUUAUAUUUUUCAAAAGUCA